Molecule: messenger RNA, 698 nt
Organism: Cydia fagiglandana
Lineage: Eukaryota; Metazoa; Arthropoda; Insecta; Lepidoptera; Tortricidae
Product: trypsin beta-like
Exons: 5
Biological process (GO): proteolysis
Molecular function (GO): serine-type endopeptidase activity
Source: RefSeq, a predicted model, not a curated record
UUACUUUUAUCAGGUGAUCAACUGCGUGUCGCAUCUCUCCGUAAUGAAACCAACGGGCAGCAUCUAUGUGGAGCAACGCUGCUCACUCAGGAGGUUGCCAGCACUGCCGCGCACUGCGUCCAUGGCACGGGCUACGUGCUUCAGCUGAACAAUUUCUGCGGGGACCCGCCGCGCACGAGAGUCUUGGACAUAUUUACGCACGAGCUGUAUGAUAAGUAUUCACGUGCUCACGAUAUUGCUUUGCUUCGAGUGGAGCGACUAGAUUUUCCAGGACUUAAUGAAAGCGUGCUACCUGAACAUUCGUUUGGCGCCGGAGGCGAAUGUGCAGUAUACGGCUACGGCGUUAAAGACGUGUCAACAUACGAACUGUCCGAGGCUCUAUUGGCAGCCAACGUGAGAAUAGUUCCCCUGGACGAGUGCACUCAAUCUCUGGGGACCUACAUGGCUCCCAAUUUCGACAGCGGAAUGGUAUGCGCUGUCGGGAAUGGCGUCGAUACUUGUGAAGGUGACUCCGGGGGUCCCCUGAUGUGCCAAGGCCUAGUGGAGGGCGUCAGCAGCCACGGGCUCGGCUGCGCCGCCCCGGGCGUACCCGCGGUCUACACCAGUAUUAGGGCGCACUUGGCUUGGAUACACCAAGUCUUACAGACCUGGGACCCAAAUACUAGGACACAGGCUAGGAUAUGAUACCUAUAUUACCC